Danio rerio (zebrafish) is the source of this 1903-nucleotide messenger RNA. RefSeq names its product paired box 9 (gene pax9). Lineage: Eukaryota; Metazoa; Chordata; Actinopteri; Cypriniformes; Danionidae. Gene Ontology annotation, biological process: hindbrain development; camera-type eye morphogenesis; regulation of DNA-templated transcription. Gene Ontology annotation, molecular function: DNA binding. The record is from RefSeq and is marked provisional. Gene Ontology annotation, cellular component: nucleus.
CUAAUCGCUAUCACAUCCGUCUCGGACGCUUAAUUUUCAUCUGCAUCGGCUUCGGUGCAAUAAUUACCAGCUAAACUGGACUCGGAACAGGUCAGAAUAGGACAGCAUAGUGAAGUUUCUUUUUUCCUCGGGAGGCUAAACGCAAUGGAGCCAGCCUUUGGGGAGGUGAACCAACUAGGCGGUGUUUUUGUCAACGGAAGACCCCUACCCAAUGCCAUCCGGCUCAGGAUAGUAGAGUUGGCCCAGUUGGGCAUCAGGCCUUGUGACAUCAGCAGGCAGCUCCGCGUCUCCCACGGCUGCGUGAGCAAGAUUCUGGCUCGGUACAACGAAACCGGCUCAAUACUUCCCGGUGCAAUCGGCGGCAGUAAACCGAGGGUCACGACCCCAAACGUAGUCAAGCACAUUAGGACUUACAAGCAACGGGACCCUGGUAUUUUCGCAUGGGAGAUUCGAGACAGACUGCUCGCGGACGGCGUAUGUGAUAAAUUUAAUUUGCCCUCUGUCAGCUCAAUUAGUAGGAUUCUCCGCAACAAGAUCGGGAAUCUGUCUCAACAGAACCAGUACGAGUCGAGCAAACAGGCCUCUCAUCCUCAACCUCAACCCACCAUACCCUACAACCACCUGUAUUCGUAUCCAACUCCAAUAGCAGCCGCUGGGACUAAAGUACCAACUCCGCCUGGCAUGCCCACUCUUCCUGGACAUAUGGCAAUGCAUAGGAUAUGGCCUUCCUCUCAUUCUGUUACAGAUAUUCUGGGCAUUCGAUCAAUAACGGAGCAGCAAAUUAGUGACAAUCCGUCCUUUCCCAGCGCCAAACUAGAAGAAUGGAGAGCUAUUAACAGGAGUAAUUUUUCACCAGCGAAUUCUCCACUAGUCAAUGGUGUGGAUAAGCCUCACUUAGAACCUGAAGCAAAAUACAACCAGACGCCGAAUGGAUUGCCCACAGUGAACAGUUAUGUCACAGCUCCCAGCAUCCAUCAUUACCACCCUCCCACCCAAGUGUCACCCUACAUGGGGUACAGCGGCACCACGUCGGCCUAUGUGACCGGCCCCACAUGGCAGCCGCCCAGUGGCAGUGCUCUCUCUCCCCACAGCUGUGACAUUAGCAGCCCGCUGGCAUUCAAGAGCAUGAGUGCCACACGAGACUCCGUCCAUUCGCUGGUGGCUUCAGCUCUAUGACUGUACUAUGAGAAUCAGUGUGGGGUAACAAGCAACAGUCUGGCUCGUUCUACAUGGACCAAUCACUUUACAAUAUUUAUAAAAGACUUGGUGGACGAGCCAUGGAUGCCCACAUUAUUUUGCUCCAUAUCAGAGUCUCAUGGAUAUGAAAAGGUGUUCAUUUCUGAUCUGAGCAGAGGAUUGAGCAGUAAAAACAUCGGUGCACUUGGUCUGGUAGUGGUGGGCUUUCCUCAUUAAACUGCAUCAUCACUUCACCUGAGUUCAGUUUUGGUGCUUCUCUCUGUGAAAACAUUGUUCUUGUAUUUUUCCAAGAAAACUAAUUGAAUAGGCAAAUCUCAUGUAAAACAACUGAGCAGUUUGCAUUGUUUUUGUUGUUGUUGAUGAUGUUCAGGGUGUUAAAAAUGCUGAUGUCUAAAUGUUCGGCCUUUUUUAAAAUUUUUUUUUAUAAAAAUCACACUUUUGUCUUUUUGGAUACCAGUUUCACUUCACUAUACUGUAUGCCAGAGCUCUUGGGGAAAAGAUGUUACAUUUAUUUAUUAGAUUGUAAGGUAUGUUGAAUGAAGUGCAAUUGACAUGGGGAGAAAAGGCAUUAUGUGGGACAUUGACGGACAUAUGAUAACAGGAGCAUUCAUUCAUUCAGGCAAAAUUAAUGAUCAGAGAAGCUGCACACCUCCAGACAUUGCACAAUGAAAUUGAAUGUAUCUUAUUAAAAGAGACAUGUGUAAAA